This is a messenger RNA of Grus americana (Whooping crane), 1206 nucleotides long. Its product is annotated as trace amine-associated receptor 5-like. Gene Ontology annotation, cellular component: membrane. Gene Ontology annotation, molecular function: trace-amine receptor activity. Gene Ontology annotation, biological process: G protein-coupled receptor signaling pathway. Lineage: Eukaryota; Metazoa; Chordata; Aves; Gruiformes; Gruidae. Bases 1 to 1206 code for a protein of 401 amino acids. The transcript has 2 exons. The record is from RefSeq and is a predicted model, not a curated record.
AUGAAAAACAGCACCUUAGGGUCACAUUCAGAAAAACGUUUGGACAGAAAAAAUGAUGACAGCGAAAGUUUUGAAGAUGAUGAAGUUAGUCAUUUGGCACCGCUGCUGGAAGGUGAAUCCUUUUCCGGGCUUGUGGCAGAGCAGGGGGAGGCAGUGGGACCUGGGCAGGCUGGCAUGAGCUCAGCCCCGGGCCCCGGUGCUGAGGAGGGGAUGCUCGUCACCUUGUGCUACGAGGUGAAUGGCUCCUGCUACAAGACCUUACACCCCUUUGGGGUCCAGCUGGCCAGUUAUCUGGCCUGUGCCUUGGGCACGCUGAUCACGGUGAUGGGGAACCUGCUUGUUGUCAUUGUCAUUUCCCAUUUCAAAGCCCUGCACACCCCCACCAACCUCCUGCUCCUCUCCCUCGCCCUUGCCGACCUACUCCUGGGGCUGACCGUGCUGCCCUUCAGCACCAUCCGGUCUGUAGAGAGCUGCUGGUAUUUUGGAGAUGACUUCUGUAGGCUGCACACCUUUCUGGACACACUCUUUUGCUUGACCUCCAUAUUUCAUCUGUGUUUCAUUUCCAUCGAUCGGCAUUGUGCCAUCUGUGACCCUUUGCUCUACCCCACCAAGUUCACCAUAAGAGUGGCCUGCAUUUACAUUGGGGUGGGGUGGGCAGUGCCUAUGGCUUAUACCAGUGUCUUCCUCUACAUUAAAGCAAUUGCAGAAGGAAUGGGCCAUUUUCUGCGAGACAUGCCCUGUAUUGGUAGCUGUCAGCUGCUGUUCAACAAGCUCUGGGGGUGGUUGAACUUCCCAGUAUUCUUCUUCCCUUGCCUCGUAAUGAUAGUUCUGUAUGUAAAAAUAUUUACUGUGGCUAACAAGCAAGCCAGGCUGAUAAACAACAUGAAUAGGAGUCUCAGGUCUCAGCUACACGUAGGAGCAUCUAAGAGGGAAAGGAAAGCAGCAAAGACUCUGGGGGUAGCUGUAGGAGUCUACCUCCUGUGCUGGUUGCCCUUCACUAUUGACACCAUGGUAGACAGUCUUCUGGAUUUCAUUACUCCCCCAGUUAUGUUUGACAUGCUAAUUUGGUUCGCUUACUUCAAUUCUGCGUGCAAUCCCUUGAUCUAUGUACUCUCCUACCGCUGGUUCAGGAAAGCUGUGAAACUAGUCUUAACUCAUGGGAUCUUUCGUUCCAGGACAACUACAGUAGACUUGUACCAGGAAUGA